UGGAAGUAGCCGCAAGCAUAGGGUGGCUAAUUCGACCGGAAUGGAGGAGUUCAGUCCUACAAAAGCUGUUGGUGUGGGAGUUUCUGAUUGAGUUCUCCAUCUCAACAAAAAAUAUCGAAAGCGCAAGUAUCAUAGGCUUGCACUUAUUGUUUUGUCUACCACAAGUUGAGGAGGAGCUAUUUCUUAAUAUUGGUUCAAGCAAACUUGGUUGUCCGCUCCAUUUUCUCACUAUUUCUUCUUUUUCUCAUCCACAACCCACAAAAUCCAACCUAUGCUGCUCUCCCACAUCCUCGCUUUCUUCUUCUUUGUCUUCUCCCUCUCCUUCUCCUUCUCUCUGUUUUUCCUCUGCAGAAGUCUCAGGAGGCAGAGGCGGGAAGAAGAGCAGCACCAUGACGACCCACUUCUUCUCCGAGUCCUGGUUGUCAAAGCCGAAUCUUUGUCGAAAUUGAUUGAUGGGGUUCGGAGAACCAGCGACAACGAGACUGCCCAUCUGCCCCAUUCCCUCGUCCUCGAAAUUUUGCCAUCCGAUUCCCCCAAAUGGGCUGCUCUGUUUGGCGGUGACCCGGAUGGAGCGGUGUCGGGUUAUGGGGAUGAAUCCUCCGCCUGUGGGGAAUCGCAGAUGUUGAUGAAGAAGAAGAAUUUCGAAGAAGUUGAGAUGAGAAUUUUAUAAAAAUUACAAUUUUUUAACUACCAUGUCACACAUUUAAUGGUCCAUUUUUAGAGUUGACCGUCACGUAAGCAAAAGUUAACGAAGUUGGACGGAGAGUGACCAAACUUGAACUAUUUAACUAAUUUUAGUUACCAAAAAUGGAAUUAAAUAUUUCUAGUGACCAACAUGAACGUUUGUAAUCUUCAAUGACCAACCAUGCAAUUAACCUCAAGGAGUGUG
This is a messenger RNA of Linum trigynum, 889 nucleotides long. The record is from the annotation of a GenBank genome assembly. NCBI's taxonomy places the organism in Eukaryota, Viridiplantae, Streptophyta, Magnoliopsida, Malpighiales, Linaceae.